CAUGGUUGCUGCAAGUUGACGCAAAGGUAUUUCAAGUUUUACUCUUCGUUUUCUGAAAUCAGUGCUGUUGAUAUUUACAGACAUCAUUCUACAAGGUCGAUAGUAAGCUGGCCUGAACUGGAGAGUGUCCAUGCUGCUGUCUUAGCUCAUAUUGGUGCUGUCUUAAUUUUGCAGAUGAUCCGUUGAAGGAAGAACUGGUCUGUCAACAACUGUCAGGUGGGUCAGGUGACUGAUGGGAUACGAUGCAGUGUUAGCCAGGUGUAUUAGAGCAUUUCGAGCCUUGUAUCCAGGUUUACCUGUCCUUAUGGCAGCAGGCGGGACGAAAAUCAAACCAGACUGUCAGGAAAAUGUGGAAUCGCUCAGGGAAGCACUUAAAAAGGACUCUGAUAUGGGAGAGCAGAUCAAGGAUGUUCCUGACAAGGCUCUUAAGAGAUUCCUGAGAGCCCACCUAACAGUCCCGGAGGCUCACAAGGUGUAUGUGAAGUGUGAGAAGUGGAGACACAAGUAUGGCGUGGAAAACAUCAAGCCAGAAGACCCUGCCAUCCAGUCAGAGUUAGCCACAGGAAAGGGCAUUGUUCUGGAAGAGAGGGAUAAGGAUGGAAGGCCCAUUAUUCUGGUAACAGUACAGCUUCAUGAUACGAAGAACAGAGACAUGGAAGUGCUUACCAAGUUCACUGUCUACAUGCUGGAAACACUUUCCAAGCUGUCUGACCAAGGCGAGAUGGACAACAUUUGUGUGCUGUUUGACAUGAAGGACUUCAGCCUGCGGAACAUGGACUAUCAGUUUGUGAAGACUCUGAUCAUGCUGCUGCAGAGAUACUUCCCAGAGAGACUGGGGGUUUGCCUCAUUGUCAAUGCACCAACUCUGUUCUCAGGCUGCUGGCUCAUCAUUAGACCUUGGCUGGAUGAGAGAACACGGAAGAAAGUUGCUUUCAUAUACAGUGAAGAGGAGCUGUCACAAUACAUCAGACUGGAUGUUUUGCCCAGGAAACUUUUCUGACAGAAACACACAUCCUUUCUUUUGGAUAUAAACAUUUCACACCUCAGUACAGGAUACCCAUAGCUUCAAGUAGAAAAUGCACCUUUCAGUGGUAUUAUUAUCAAUAAAUCUAUUUACUCCAGUACCUCAAUACCAGGAAUAUUCUGUGGAUGGUUUGAUUUUGCAAUACAAUGUAUACCGGUAUCUGCAAUAUGUGGGUUUUAGGUUUUAUUGUAAGAAGUGUUUUAUUCCUGUUUAUGGGGUGUACAGAAUUCUAUCAAGUACAGUAUAGUAAGGUAUUGUGUAUAUAUCUAUAAAAAAACAGGGUACUCAGAUGCAAUAAACUUGAAUGCAUUGCUGCUUACAUUUUGUGCUCAAGCAGUGGCUAUGUAUAUAUGGGGAAUAUAUACCUCAUACAUCUUGCGUAUAUCUUACAUAUUUGUCCUGUACUUUAUAUGGUAGGGAAGAUUUUUGUCCAUUUCGGUGUUCAGCAGUGCUGAAGAUGUAAAUUUACCAUUUUUAGUUCGACUGAAAGACUUGAAAUAACAUUACAUCAUGGCCUUCCUGAUGAGGUAUAUGAGUUUCUUGGCUAAGCCCAGGUUCUCUUAGACUAGUAGCUUCUUAUGUUACAUAUAUAUGUCUAUGAUACCAAGAUUUAGUGUUUACGAAUACAACAGUCAGAACUCAAGUAGCUACUACCAGUUCUAGAGCAGGCAGUGUGAUACAGUGUUAUCUUUGCUUGGUCAUCAUCAACCCAUCAUACCAAACAUCAUUUUAUGUAUGACAUCCCAUGGGACUGUAAAUCUGACAGUACAGUAGAACCUAGUACAAUCUAGAACAAAAAGUGGUCACAGAUCAUUCUAUGGCUCUUUUGUCUUGGUAAAUGUUCUAAGUAUUUCCUGUCUCUCAUGGCUUCCUUCAGCCACUGGUCACAUGAGAUUCUGACUGGGCAGCAUCUCUAAUGCCUAAAGCAUCAAACAUUUAUCAUCAUUCAA
This is a messenger RNA of Branchiostoma floridae (Florida lancelet), 1974 nucleotides long. RefSeq names its product CRAL-TRIO domain-containing protein C589.09, mitochondrial-like. The record is from RefSeq and is a predicted model, not a curated record. The transcript is spliced from 8 exons. The coding region runs from base 233 to 1000 and encodes 255 amino acids. Lineage: Eukaryota; Metazoa; Chordata; Leptocardii; Amphioxiformes; Branchiostomatidae.